GCCAUUGAUAGGUUAAUUUUCUCGAAAACUAAAUACUGUGUCUCUGUGGCGCUUUGUUUUGAGCGACCUGUCCAACCAGACACAACAACGCUGACUCGACUAGUAAUUUGAGUUUGGGGAGGGACUAGGCCUGUUUUUUCGAUCAACAGCAGACGGGGGGCAUAUUCAGAAAGCUGUUUGUAAACAAACGUUUAUUUUUGCAACUCCGUUCGGUGGCGCUUGUUACCCACGACCAAAAUUUUACAUCAAACUUUCAAGCUAUAUCCAACAAACUCAGCACAGUCCUUCAACCUGUUCUGACUCAAAUUGCAGCAUAUUUUCUAAUCAGCAGAUUUCCUGUAGCGGGUGAUCAACAAUUUCAUUUUAAAAUUUCAGAUAAACUUCAAACUUGUACUGUCAAAUUUCCAAGCUUUUUAAACUUGCAGUCAAGGCUUUGUCAAGCCAACAUUCAAAGUCCUUUUAUAGUUUCUUAAUGGACUCUUUGUUGUGAGACACUAUAAUUUCAUGAACCACAGAUCUGUUCUAUUCAUACCACAGUCAUACCAUAGUAAAGUUCCCAAACAGGUGCAAUUCCAUCUGCAUCUGGAGAGUGCCGUCUGCUCUACACGCUCAGUCAUGGCUGCUUUCACCCAAACCAGUUUCUGCUCAUGAUGGGCGUGACACCAAACUGAUGAGUCUGUCGCCCGGCCAGUGUGGCUGGAUUUAUCACAUACACACUCGUACACACACAACUCACCGCUUCAGAUACUCGCACAAGCUUCGUCACCUUCUCUCUGUGGUUUUGGAGCUCAGCUGAGACAAGAUGCCGUACAAUGCGACCCAGUCAGGAGGCUCUGGGCAGAAGUUCCAGGCAGAGAGCACGCAGGCGGAUGGAAAGACGUUUGAACAGCUCCGACAAGAGUGUUUGCAGAAGGGGAAGUUGUUUGAAGAUCCAGAUUUUCCUGCAGUGGAAUCCUCGCUCUUCUACAGCCAAAGAGUCCCGGUGAACUUUGAAUGGAAGAGGCCAGGGCAAAUCUGCAAAGACCCCAAAUUCAUCACUGGAGGAGCCACCAGGACGGACAUCUGUCAGGGACAAUUGGGAGACUGUUGGUUGUUGGCAGCGAUCGCCUCCCUCACUCUCCAUGAAGAAACACUGAAGAGGGUGGUACCACAUGACCAGAGCUUUGACCUUGGCUACGCUGGCAUCUUCCACUUUCAGCUCUGGCAGCACAACAAAUGGCUGGAUGUGGUGGUGGAUGACAGACUCCCGUGUGUGAGGAACAACCUUGUCUUCCUCCAUUCUGCUGACAGCACUGAGUUCUGGAGUGCUCUUCUGGAGAAGGCCUAUGCCAAGCUAAACGGCAGCUAUGAGGCCCUCAAAGGUGGAAGUACCAUGGAGGCCAUGGAGGACUUCACUGGGGGUGUGGGGGAGAUGUACGAGACCAAGAGCGCUCCAAGCAACCUCUUCAACAUCCUGAAGAAAGCCAUAGACAGAGGAUCCAUGCUCGGCUGCUCCAUAGAUAUCACAAGUUCUGCCGAAUCUGAGGCACAAACCACCACAGGUCUGGUUAAAGGCCAUGCCUACUCCGUCACUGGAGUGGAGGAGGUGAACUACAGAGGAGCAAAGGUCCAGCUGAUUCGUGUCAGGAACCCCUGGGGCCAGGUGGAGUGGAACGGCCCCUGGAGCGACAACUCUAGAGAGUGGAGCGUGAUUGAUAAGGCGGAGAAAACCCGACUGCUGCAAAACUCCCUGGAUGAUGGAGAGUUCUGGAUGGAGUUUGGAGACUUUAAAGCCAACUACGAUAAGGUGGAGAUCUGUAACCUGACUCCAGACUCUCUGACAGAUGACACAAAAAUGAAAUGGGAAGUGAACAUGUUUGAGGGCAACUGGAUCAGGGGCUCCACCGCUGGCGGCUGCAGGAACUUCAUUGAUACGUUCUGGACGAACCCUCAGUUUAAGCUUCGUCUGGAGGACCCUGAUGAUGGGGACAAUAAGUGCAGCGUCAUCGUUGCUCUGAUGCAAAAGAACCGCCGUCGACUGAGGAAAGAAGGGCUUGACAUGGAGACCAUCGGCUUUGCUGUUUACGAGGCACCUAAUGAUGAAGACUACCAGGGGAAGGACUUUUUCCGUUAUAAUGGCUCUAAAGCCCGAAGCCGUGCGUACAUCAACACGAGGGAGGUGUCUGAGCGCUUCAGACUUCCCCCUGGAAACUAUAUGCUGGUGCCCACCACCUUCCAGCCGCACACUGAAGCCGACUUCCUCAUCCGGAUCUUCUCAGAGAAGAAAGCUGGAGCCAUUGAGAUGGGAAACACCAUUGAAGCAGACCUGCCAGAUCCACCAGUUCCCAACCCUCCUGAGGAGGAGACAGAUGAAGAGAAGGGUUUGAGGAGGCUGUUUGAACAGAUCGCUGGCUCGGAUAAGGCCAUCAGUGCCAGAGAACUGCAGCAGGUGCUGAACGGAGUUCUGAGCAGGAGGAAAGAGGUGAAGUUUGAUGGUUUGACCCUCAACACCUGCCACAGCAUCAUAAACCUCAUGGAUGUUGAUAACACAGGAAUGCUGGAAUUCGAGGAGUUCAAAGUAUUCUGGGAUAAACUGAAGAAAUGGAUUAUGCUGUUCCUCUCUUUUGAUACGGAUCGUUCAGGACGCAUGUCCUCCUAUGAGCUCCGCAGUGCUCUUAACGCUGCAGGGAUGCAUUUGAACACAAAGCUUUUGCAGUUGAUUUGUCUCAGGUUUGCUGAUGAGAAUUUUGACAUUGAUUUUGAUGAUUACCUGACCUGCAUCGUUCGCCUGGAGAAUAUGUUCCGGGUUUUCCAGGCCUUUGACAGGCAAAAGACAGGAGUGAUCAGCCUAAACAUUCAGCAGUUCCUGUUUUUGUCCAUGAAUGUCUGAAGAUUUGACCAAACGAGAGAGAAGAAAAGCACAAAGGGAACAAAGGAAGACGUUUUAGAUGGAGUCAGUUGUGCCACUGUGGAUUUUGACUGUUGAAUACACUUGUUUUUUGUUUGUUUGUUUAGGGUUCUUUCCCAUUAGGCCUACUUCUGAAUAUGGAUUUAUGAGAGUUUUGCUGUGAUUAAAACUUUCAUGAAAAUGCUUUGC
Molecule: messenger RNA, 3076 nt
Organism: Myxocyprinus asiaticus (Chinese sucker)
Lineage: Eukaryota; Metazoa; Chordata; Actinopteri; Cypriniformes; Catostomidae
Product: calpain-9-like
Exons: 20
Coding region: 803-2869 (688 amino acids)
Biological process (GO): proteolysis
Cellular component (GO): cytoplasm
Molecular function (GO): calcium ion binding; calcium-dependent cysteine-type endopeptidase activity
Source: RefSeq, a predicted model, not a curated record